AUGAGGCCCCGGUUGCAAACCCUCACUUAUGUGAUUUUGGGAUUCUGUGUGUUUGGGAAAAUAAACUGUGGGAAUAUCUUGGUAUGGUACACAGAGGCCAGUCACUGGAUAAAUCUCAAACCUGUGCUGGAGACGCUGACAGACCGCGGACACAGCGUCACCGUUCUGCUCCCUAAUGCCACACUCUUCAUGGACGCAACGGAGAAGAGUCGCUAUAGUUACGAGAUGUUUAAUGUUUCGCUGUCCUUGGAUGAAGUAAGUGACUGGAUGGACAAGAUACUGCACUUCACGAUGUAUGAGAUGGACAAACUUAACCUGUUAGAACUUUACAUCAAGUCUUACCAAAUGAUAGGGAAAGACAUGGACUUUUGCCUUGCUUACUGUGACGGGCUGCUGAAAACGGAAUCAGUUAUGGACAAACUACGAAGAGGGAGAUAUGAUGUGCUGCUUGCAGAUCCCAUUUAUUCCUGUAGUGAACUGGUGGCUGAGACACUAGAUAUUCCCAUAGUUUAUACUCUCCGAUUUUCUAUCGCUCAUACGAUGGAGAGACUUUGCGGACAGACCCCGGCUCCACCUUCUUACGUACCUGGUGCCAUGAGCAAAUUUACUGACAAGAUGACUUUUUCUGAGAGAAUAUGGAGUUUUCUCUUUCUUGUGUCCCAAGAUGCCAUGGCCUUGAGUCUGUGGAAGAAGUAUGACAGGUAUUACAGUGACUAUUUAGGUCGACCCACGACGUUUUGUGAGAUGAUGGGAAAGGCUGAUAUCUGGCUGAUCCGAACCUACUGGGACUUUGAGUAUCCCCGUCCGCUCCUGCCUAACUUUAAAUAUGUCGGUGGUAUUCACUGCAGACCUGCUAAACCAUUACCAAAGGACAUAGAGGAGUUUGUGGAGAGCUCAGGACAUGAUGGCGUUGUGGUUUUCUCUCUGGGCUCCAUGAUCGGGAACAUGACCAAAGAAAGAGCAAACACGAUCGCUUCUGCUUUGGGUCAGAUACCACAGAAGGUUCUGUGGAGGUACAGUGGUGAGAAGCCAGAGACUCUGGCUCCAAACACCAGACUAUACGACUGGAUCCCCCAGAACGAUCUACUGGGUCAUCCAAAGACCAAAGCCUUUAUCACUCAUGGUGGGACCAAUGGAAUCUAUGAGGCCAUAUACCAUGGAGUUCCUAUGGUGGGAAUCCCCAUGUUUCUUGACCAGCCAGACAACAUGGUCCAUAUGAAGUCUAAAGGAGCUGCAGUCAUCAUGGACUUUAACAGCAUGGAGACCAAAGACCUGGUGGACGGGCUCAAAGCUGUAAUCAAUGACCCAUCGUAUAAGGAGAAUGCCAUGAGGUUGUCCAGAAUCCACCACGACAGACCAGUACACCCACGGGAUGAGGCCGUGUUCUGGAUUGAAUUUGUGAUGCGCCACAAGGGGGCCAAGCACCUGAGGGUGCAGGCCCAUAACCUGACCUGGUAUCAGUACCACAGUCUGGAUGUGUUUGCUUUCCUAUUGGCCAUAAUUGCACUAGUUCUCUUCAUAUUCUAUAAAAUACUGAAGUCCUGUGUUGUGAGGUGCUGUUUUAGAUCCAGAUCUAAGAAAAAGACAGAGUAA
Molecule: messenger RNA, 1593 nt
Organism: Chanos chanos (milkfish)
Lineage: Eukaryota; Metazoa; Chordata; Actinopteri; Gonorynchiformes; Chanidae
Product: UDP-glucuronosyltransferase 2A1-like
Exons: 6
Coding region: 1-1593 (530 amino acids)
Molecular function (GO): glucuronosyltransferase activity
Source: RefSeq, a predicted model, not a curated record